GAUAUAUCAUCGUCGAUGUCUCCAUUUUCCUAAAUUAUAGGAUCACGCUACUAGAAACUCUCUCUUGUAUGUCAAGACAUACUUUCACACCUGCUUCAUGUGACCUACACUGAAUGCAAAUAUCGAACAUCGAAUAAAAAUAAAUACUAUAAAUAAAAAGUUUCUUGUCACUCUUUUGCAAAAAUUUGGCAGUAGGAUACAUUACAAAGAAGUCACUACUUUACACAUUGUCAAAAUAUAGAAAUUUCCUCACUUUCCCCUAAAACACUCCGACCUCUCUACAGUCAUCGGCGCCGGCAAAGAAAUCAAUGAAUUGACCAAACUACCCCUCAACUCUUCCCUUAAAAUCCCAAGGGCAAAGUCGUAAAUUUCGCAUGGGCUAACGGAGAACAAUUCAACGGCCACCGGAAAACCGGUAAAUUGACCAAAUUACCCUUCAUCUCUUCCCAAAUACCCUUCAAACCCUAAGGACAAAACAGUAAUUUCGCAUGGGCGCAUCAUUAUCCAGCUUAACGGAAAGUGAAUCAACGGCGGCGAACGGUGGACGACCAAGUCUCGGUGACAUACCGGAAAAUUGUGUUGCUUGCGUUUUCAUGUACCUUACACCGCCGGAAAUCUGUAAUCUUGCUAGGCUUAAUCGGGCUUUUAGAGGUGCUGCAUCGUCAGAUUCCGUUUGGGAUUCUAAGCUUCCGGUGAAUUAUCACCAACUGCUCGACGUUUUGCCUCAGAGAGAAAAUUACGAGUGUGUUAGGAAAAAAGAUAUUUUUGCCGCUCUUUCUCGUGGUGUUGCGUUUGAUGAUGGUAAUAAGGAAGUAUGGUUGGAUAGAAUUAGUGGAAGGAUUUGCAUGUCUAUCUCCACGAAAGCGAUGUUGAUAACUAGUGGUGAAGACAGAAGACAUUGGAACUGGUUUCCUACUGAAGAGUCAAGGUUCCAUGUUGUGGCGUAUUGCCAGCAAGUAUGGUGGUUUGAAGUAAGCGGUUCAGUGAAGUUCCCCUUUCCUCCGGAUAUAUACACGCUAACAUUCAGGGUCCAUCUUGGGAAAUUUCAUAAGAGGCUUGGUCGACGUGUUUGCAAUUUUGAGCACACUCAUGGAUGGGAUUUAGGGCCAGUUCGAUAUGAACUGUUUACAUCGGAUGGGCAGCAUUCAGUGAGUGAGUACUCCAUACAUGAUAGCGAUCAAGAUGAUGCUAGUGCCUAUUUAAAGCGUGGCGGCAACUGGAUAGAGUACAAGAUGGGUGAAUUUAUAGUGAGUAGUUCCGACCCUGCUACUGAAGUUAGAUUUUCCAUGAAACAGAUCGAUUGCACACAUUCAAAAGGUGGGCUUUGUGUAGAUUCUGUAUCGAUUACCCCAAGUGAUCUGAAAGCGCGUAAAAGAAAAGGGGUAGGGGUCUCAACGCAUCAGUAAGUCUUCUUUUCUACUUUUCCUACUGCUCCCAGAAAGUUUUGGUUGGGGUUCCGUUAUGCGGCUUAUACUACAUAAAAGCAUUGUUUUUCGUGGAAGGAGGAUAGUCAUCGCCAUUUCUCGCUUUAGGUAUUUCCCUGUGUCCAUGUAUACCCUUGCACCCCUGUACUUGUGUUAUUUAAACUACUUUUGUACCGGCGUUUGAUUGAGCACAGAGUUUAAGAAAGGGUUUUGAAACUUGUGGGGUAAAACAAUCCUGGCGUUUUCUGUGGCUAUAAAUCAUCUCGUUAAGGGUCCUUCA
Molecule: messenger RNA, 1704 nt
Organism: Capsicum annuum
Lineage: Eukaryota; Viridiplantae; Streptophyta; Magnoliopsida; Solanales; Solanaceae
Product: F-box protein PP2-A15
Exons: 3
Coding region: 489-1406 (305 amino acids)
Molecular function (GO): protein binding
Source: RefSeq, a predicted model, not a curated record